This is a messenger RNA of Varanus komodoensis (Komodo dragon), 5543 nucleotides long. RefSeq names its product fibronectin leucine rich transmembrane protein 2 (gene FLRT2). The transcript is spliced from 2 exons. The record is from RefSeq and is a predicted model, not a curated record. Gene Ontology annotation, molecular function: protein binding. Bases 538 to 2514 code for a protein of 658 amino acids. Lineage: Eukaryota; Metazoa; Chordata; Lepidosauria; Squamata; Varanidae.
AACCAAGCCAGCCCUUGGCGGUGAUCCUUAAACCAGGACAAUGCAGGAGUCGCGCUGCUUCCCUCUCCUCCUUCCUGACCCAGUGGGGUUUGGGUGAGAUCCAGAGGCAGAGGAGCCGCCACAGUUUCGCCAGAUUUCUCAAAUCCAGCCGCACGUUGAAAUGAAUGUCUUGCAGACUGAAGGAAGCUGAGUGCACUGUCACCAAUAACACGACAUUGAAAGGAACUAAUCCAGCCGUCCUGUCUCCUGUCAGCAUUUGACACCUUCCGUUGCCUGUUGGCCACCUGUACAGGACGUGGUCCCUUAUCAUUCAGCAUACAUGGAGAGGGACAAGGAAGUGUGCAAGCCUGGCUAAUAAGACAGCAACCUUCCUAGCCAGAGUGGGAGGCAUUCCAAUUAUAAGAGGAUUAUUUUGCGUUUCGCCUCCAGGACUUUACCUCUUGCCCUGUGCACUGGACACAGAAAUAGCAUCCACUUCCAUUUUGUUUCUUUUUUUGCUAAAAGUUUCCUCCCAGUAUUUUGUUUCUUCAGUUAGAAAUGGGCCCGUGGACUAGAAUGUGGCCCAUGGACAGGGUUGCUUUCUUUAAAUCAUGGCUUGUGUUUUCCCUGGGGCUCUACAUGCAGUUCUCCAAAGCCUUGGCAUGUCCAAGCGUGUGCCGCUGUGACCGAAACUUUGUCUAUUGUAAUGAACGAAGCUUGACCUCAGUGCCUCUUGGAAUACCGGAGGGUGUAACCGUACUCUACCUCCACAAUAACCAAAUUAAUAAUGCUGGAUUUCCUGCAGAGCUACACAAUGUCCAGUCUGUGCACACAGUCUACCUGUAUGGCAACCAGCUGGAUGAGUUCCCCAUGAAUCUGCCCAAGAAUGUCAGGGUUCUCCACCUGCAGGAAAACAACAUCCAGACCAUUUCUCGGGCUGCUCUGGCACAGCUCUUGAAACUGGAAGAGUUGCACCUGGAUGACAACUCCAUCUCCACUGUAGGGGUUGAGGAUGGGGCGUUCCGGGAAGCUGUCAGCCUCAAGCUUUUAUUCCUGUCCAAGAAUCACUUAAGCAGUGUACCAGUUGGCCUUCCAGUGGACUUACAAGAACUACGAGUUGAUGAAAACCGAAUUGCUAUCAUUUCAGACAUGGCCUUCCAGAAUCUUACAAGCUUGGAGCGUCUCAUAGUGGAUGGCAACCUCCUUACUAAUAAAGGCAUCGCAAAUGGCACCUUCAGCCACCUCUCCAAACUCAAGGAGUUCUCUAUUGUACGAAAUUCACUAACAUACCCUCCCCCCGAUCUCCCAGGUACAAACCUACUUAGGCUUUAUCUACAGGACAACCAGAUAUCACAUAUACCACUUUCAGCCUUUUCCAACCUCCACCAGCUGGAACGACUUGAUAUUUCUAACAAUCAGCUUCGGAUGCUGUCCAAAGGUGUCUUUGACAGCCUUCACAACCUGAAGCAACUCACAGCAAGGAAUAAUCCCUGGCUUUGUGAUUGUAGCAUUAAGUGGGUCACUGAAUGGCUCAAGUCAAUUCCGUCCUCCAUCAAUGUCCGAGGAUUCAUGUGUCAAGGACCCGAACCCGUCAGAGGUAUGGCUGUCAGGGAGCUCAAUAUGAAUAUAUUGUCGUGCCCCACAACCACCCCCAACUUGCCAUUUAUCACCCCAACUCCCACAACAUCAGUGCCAACCACAUUGACCCUAACUUCACUAUAUGUAACCCCAGGUAACAAAUCCACUCCUCUGGCCCCCACUGUUGCCGCCCUCCCCACUGUGCCUGAGAGGGAUGAUGGAGAGAAAAUGACCCCUCCCUUUUUGGAACGGUUUCAGCUGUUUAUCCACAUUGUGAAUGAUACCUGCAUCCGAGUCAGCUGGCAUUCCCCCUUUAAUGUGAUGUCCUACAAACUCACCUGGGUUAAAAUGGGCCACAGUCUGGAAGGCGGCAUCAUUCAGGAACGGAUAGUUAGUGACAAGAGGCAAAACAUCAGCUUGACCAACCUGGCACCCAAAUCUACAUACCGGAUUUGCCUGGUGCCCUUGGAUGAUUUUAAUAAUUACCGUGUUGGUGAGGACACUGUCUGUUCGGAAGGCACCACGAAGGCUUCUCUUAUAAGUAACACGGCCUCCAGCCACGAGCAGACAACGUCUCAUAACAUUGAUUCCCCGUUCCUGUUGGCAAGCUUGAUUGGGGGGGCAGUGGUGUUUGUGCUGGUGGUUCUGCUGAGCGUCUUCUGCUGGCACAUGCACAAAAAGGGGCGCUACACCUCUCAGAAGUGGAAAUACAACCGGGGCCGACGGAAAGAUGACUACUGUGAGGCGGGGACCAAGAAGGACAACUCCAUCCUGGAGAUGACAGAAACCAGCUUUCAGAUCGUCUCCUUAAAUAAUGAUCAGCUCCUUAAAGGAGAUUUCAGACUGCAGCCCAUUUAUACCCCAAAUGGGGGUGUUAACUACACAGACUGCCACAUCCCCAAUAACAUGCGGUAUUGCAACAGCAGUGUCUCAGACCUAGAGCACUGUCACACGUGAUAGUGAGGGGCUGUGGCCAGGCACCUACAACCAGGAGCAAAAACUCAGAGGGCUGAAACAAGUGAAGCCCACUCUCUCACACACAGAAGCAAGGCAAAGCAAAAUUACAUUUGAUAAAUGUUACACAGAUGCGUUUGUGCAUUUGAAUACUCUGUAAUUUAUAUGGUGUACUAUAUAAUGGGAUUUAAAAAAAGUGCUAUCUUUUCUAUUUCAAGUUAAUUGCAAACAGUUUUGUAACUUUUUGCUUUUUAAAUCUUUAAAAAAAAUAUUGCUGAAGUACUGUACAGGGUCGUACAAUAAGAACCCAAUGCCAUGGCAAAGGAAAGAACGCUUCAUUCUUCGAACAUUAACCAUUUUGAUUUUGGAGCUGUUUGGGGGAUAUUGGCUCAUGCAUCUUCCACUAGUUUAGGAGAUAAGUUUGUACUAGAAGAGGAAUAACUAGUAAUGCUGAUCAAAGAACCGGAGGGAGGGAGACAAAUUAAGAACCCCUGUGGUUCAUAAAAUUGGAGUAACUCGUGGUAAAACUUCAUUGGUCACUUUUACUUGGCUUGGUAGUUUUGGUUCCAUUGCAAAGGGAACACUGGGGCCUUCCUUGUGUCAAACAAUAUGCCUUUCUACAAUACGUGAACAUUUUGAAGAUAUUCUUCACAUAACUAUCCCUUCUCAUAAAAGCUGGGAUGGAAAUAUCCAAGGCAAAGAGUCAAUUUUUAUGUUGCAUCAAAGUUGAAACAUUUAAAAUGUUUCUGACCAGAUUUAUCAAAUUUCUUCAUCUACAUAUAGCUAUUUUCUUCUGUUUUAUCCUAAAACAUAUUUCUUUAGUCUAGUUUUCCCCAGCCAGGUGCACUUCGGACGCAAACUUUGCCACAAGAGCCUCUGAAGGUAAUAAAUGCUACUCAUUUUAGCAAUCCAAGCAGAUUUGAUUCAUUGGUCACAAUAGGAAGCAAUACCUAUCAACAAUCCACAUGAAGUAUAAUCCAGAAGACAUUACGGUCAAGAGAAAUUAUUUCCUUUCCCCUUUAUUAGUUUUAUCUUUAUCCCUGGCUUUGUUAGUUGCACAUUCUUCAUGAAGGAGAAGGUGAGCCCUGUGGGGCAUUAGAGAAAAUAAACCCUUUUGCAUAAAUCAUACUGAAGUGUUCCGGGGAGGUAAAUCCAACAUGUCUAAGUUAAUUUUUAGAUGGGCAGAAGAUGAUACGUGUCUGGAAGAAAGAACUGGUUCAAAAGAAUUGUAGAAUUUGUGGGCCUUGAGUUACCGUAAGUCCAUCCUGCAUCUUUUGACAGUCCCACUUACCUUUGUAGAACAAAGACUUGCAUUUGGUGUUGGGGACACAAGAAUGCUCCUGCUUUUGUCUGAUUCAUGUGAAAAGUUUGUUUAAUUUUGUACCUUUGCGAGUGACACCUGGGGAAUGUAUGCUGUACAGCCUGUAUUAAAACGAAGAAACCCCCAUCACUUUCUCCUUAAUUAUAGAGGAGCCUGUAUUGGAGCAGCAAUGAUGUAGCGUACCAGCUGACUAUGGAAAAAGCGGUUGCAAUUCUUACUGCUGUGCAAGGGUCUAUGGAUGGUAGGCUGAAGAACAUUUUCCCCCUGCAGGUUGGUUCUGCACAUGGGUGGGGGAAAAACGCUUCUUGGGUUCAUGUGUGCAUGUUCCAUCACCACAUAUAUACUAGCCUCUGAAACUACGUCAGUGGGAAAAGAGGACUUCCACACCUACCAGGGUCUAAAGGACUCUCAUCUAAUAUUACUGCUUGCUUUAAGUCCUGCAUCUCCCAUUCCACCUUUACUUUCCUAAUUCAGCUACUUAUCCCCCAUCCCCUUAGGCUUCAGCACACCCACAUGAUCUCCAAAUGCAUGGGAACAGAACUUUCGGAGAUCAGGCAGCAAAGAAAUGCACAUUUUAAAACAAGUUCACAAAUAUUAAUUCCUUUUGUGGACUUAACAGGGGGAGUGAUAUAAAAACUGCUUUCCUGACAUUGAAAAGAGCCCACACAAGUCGUUGACUCAAUAACACUACCUUUAAUUAAAGGCUAACAAAGAUCACUUUUGAGCAACAAGGAUUACUUAAGGUGUUGAGCAUAGGAAGGGGGUGCUCCUUAGUUUACUUGUUCACUUUAUUUCUUAGUCAUCCUAAAACCCAGUCCCAUGCACACAGAUUCUUCAAUGGCUUGGCAACAUUCAUCCCCACCCAGAGGAGAUGGAUAAGCACUUUGGGGUGUAUGAUGGCAGAGUACAAUCAUUUCCUAAAGAAUUAUGUCCUUUCCCACCCAAUGCCUUUUAUAACCACAUUUUGGAUUUCCAUUCUAUAUUCUGUAUAUUUGCUAUUUUCUCCAGCUAUAACAGGUAUUUUAGGCAACCUGUGUGGCUACUGUAAUAGUGAAGUCACUGAACCUUUGCUAAAUAAAAGGCUGCCGUAUGGUUUGAAAUGGUGUAAUUUUAGCUAGAUACCUUUAUGAAGAGUGUUGUUCCUUUGUUUUUGUUUUUUUGUUUUUUGUGUUUUUUAUUUUUUGAUUAUGCAAGCUGCCUGUUCAGAAAGCGAAGCUUUUUGUAAGGUUUACAGCUACAUGAAUCCCCAUCAUGCCAAGAAAUAGAACACAUACAUACCUAUAUGUAAAAAGUCAAUCGGUACAUGUUUUUCUCCCUAUCUCAUUAUACCAGAACUUGGGGUCAUCCAGUGAAGUUGAAUGAUGGGAGACCCUGGACAGACCAAAGGAAGCACUUCCUCACAGUGCAUAGACAGAAGAAGUUGCUGCCACAAAAUAUGGUGACAGCCACCAACUAAGUUAUUUUUAGAAGGGGAUUAGAUGCUAUCAUGUUCUUUCCAGAAUAAGACAGAAUGCCUUUACGUACCUGUUGCUGGGAAACCAAUGUAGGAGAGAGCUGUCACACUUACAAACCGCUGCUCCUGGGCUUGCUAUAGGCAUCUGGCUGGCAGAAAACAAGAUGCGGGACCAGUAGGCAGGCUUUGGCCUAGUCAACCUCUUAGGUUUUUACAUAUCAGGAGCAUACUGCAGAAAACACCUAGGUACACAACAAU